Molecule: messenger RNA, 1002 nt
Organism: Dracunculus medinensis (Guinea worm)
Lineage: Eukaryota; Metazoa; Nematoda; Chromadorea; Rhabditida; Dracunculidae
Source: the annotation of a GenBank genome assembly
AUGUUUUCUUCUUAUGCUGCUGAUUGUUUGCGUUUUUCAUUCGCUUCUUGCAUUGGAGAAAAUUUUCAUGUCAUUCUUGCUUUGUUCCUCAGGACUCAUUUUAUUCUGGUUUCUAACCUUCUAUUUUUUUUUAGCGAUUUUGGUGCUUUGGAUGAUUUACGCUUAUUCUCGACAUUUAUGGCGAUAUUUGCAUUUAUUCUCACUGUAAUACAUAGUCGUCGAUCUGAACUAAUCACUCGAUUCGAUUUCAUUUGGAAAUUACAGGCAAUUGAUGAGGGAAAGGAAAUGGAGAAAAAGCACUCACAGAAUCGUGCUGUCCUCGAAAAUAUUCUACCUGCCCAUGUUGCGGAAUAUUUUCUUCGUGAAAAUUUGACGCAAAGGAAUGAAUUAUAUCAUGAAGGACGUGAUAAUGUUGCAAUUGUUUUUAUAACCAUAACGGAUUUUGAUAAAUUUUAUAUGGAAUUGGAUGCUAAUAAUGAAGGAGUUGAAUGCCUCAGGCUACUCAACGAAAUUAUCGUCGAUUUUGACACGCAAUUGAGUCGCGAUGAAUUCAAAUGCAUUGAGAAAAUCAAGACAAUAUCAACAACGUACAUGGCUGCCUCAGGCUUAACUGGCCAAGUAAUCGGCAAUGCUCAUGUUGUAGCUAUUGCCAAGUUUGCGAUAAGGCUUAUGGCACUUAUAAAAUAUAUUAAUGAACAUUCAUUUAACAAUUUUAAUCUCAGAAUAGGUAUUAAUGUUGGACCGGUUGUUGCUGGAGUUAUUGGAGUGAAAAAGCCACAUUACGAUAUUUGGGGUAAUUCAGUAAACGUCGCUAGUCGAAUGGAUAGUUCUGGUGUUCCAGGAAAAAUUCAGGUAACUGAAGAAACUAAAAAGAUAUUGGAACAAGAAGGUAUGGAAUGUGAAUGUCGAGGAGUUAUUAAAAUAAAGGGUAAAGGAGAUAUGCGAACCUAUUUCCUGAAAGUUUCCGACGAGGAUAUUUGCAUAGAUUUUGGAAAGCCUUGA